UAGAGUAGUGUGCUUUGAGUGUGGAGUGGCAGGGGGCAGCAGCAUCUAUGCUUAACUCUGCCUGGCAAGCUGCCUCUCCAGAGCUCUGGUGCACCUCUGGUACCUGGCCGGAAGCUAUGGAGGGGCUGCUGCUGCUGCUGUUGCUGCUGCUGCUGUUGCUGCUGCUUUUGUUAGCCAUUAGUUGGAAGCCUGGAUGUGCUGACCCUGGAAGGCUCACAGCCAAACAUAGAUCCUGUGUUUAGACCAAAUCAUAACCUUCCCGUCUGAGUUUUGUCCCCGUAUUUGUCUUCCAUGUUACUGGGGAGGUGUUUCCAUGGUUGCAACUUAAAAAUAAUCUUCUGAAUUAUAUCUGAGGUGUCGCCUGCCAUCGGCAGGACCUCUCGACUCGGAAGUUGGGGGUCACCUGUUGAAGCACUGGGGAACUGUCACCAUUUUCUUCUCUCACUAUGUAGCAGGAUGUGGGUCCUACCAUGGGUGGGUGCUGUGAGUCUCCGCUAAGAUGAGUUGAGUCAUUUUUGGCAGAAGGUGUACGCACAUGUGCUGAGGUGUGCGUGGAUGGGCUAAGGCUGAGGUGACGCACCUGCCUCCUGUGUGUGCAUUUGCUGCUCGGUAUUGUCUUGCUCUGUCCUCUGGAGUGUGUCAAGUUGUCGGUAGGGAUACCGGGCUGCGCCUCUGGGUGUGAAUUCACAGUGGGGGGAGGAGGGGAUGAGCCGAGCUCAAGAAUAAUUGGAGAACCUUCCCUGCACUGAUAUUGUUUUCUGAUACUGUAACAUUUUAGGGUCUGAAAACUCGUUUUGACUUGGAUCUGGGAGAAUGUCUGAGCAAGGAGAACUAACCCCGACCAUACUGGAAGAAGGGCGGACGGAGCCAGAGUCUGCCCCAGAAAAUGGCAUCCUCAAGUCGGAAAGUCUGGAUGAGGAGGAGAAGCUGGAACUGCAGCGGCGACUGGCAGCUCAGAACCAAGAGAGAAGAAAAUCCAAGUCAGGAGCAGGUAAAGGGAAGCUGACCAGAAGUCUUGCUGUCUGUGAAGAGUCUUCAGCCAGACCUGGAGGGGAAAGUCACCAGGAUCAGGAAUCAAUUCACUUACAGCUUUCCAGUUUCCCCAGCCUGCAAGAGGAGGAUAAAUCUAGGAAGGAUGACUCUGAGAGAGAAAAAGAAAAGGAUAAGAACAGAGAGAAACUCUCUGAGAGACCCAAGAUCAGAAUGUUAUCGAAAGAUUGCAGCCAAGAAUAUACGGAUUCUACAGGCAUAGACUUACAUGAGUUUCUAAUUAACACGCUGAAGAACAACUCCAGGGACAGGAUGAUACUCUUGAAAAUGGAGCAGGAAAUGAUUGAUUUCAUUGCUGACAGCAAUAACCACUAUAAAAAGUUCCCCCAGAUGUCAUCCUAUCAGAGGAUGCUGGUCCAUCGGGUGGCAGCGUACUUCGGAUUGGACCACAACGUGGAUCAAACUGGGAAAUCUGUCAUCAUCAACAAGACCAGCAGCACCAGAAUACCAGAGCAAAGGUUUUGUGAACAUUUAAAAGAUGAAAAGAGUGAAGAAUCCCAGAAGCGGUUUAUCUUGAAGCGAGAUAACUCUAGUAUUGAUAAAGAAGACAAUCAGCAGAACAGAAUGCACCCAUUUAGAGAUGACAGACGAAGUAAAUCAAUUGAAGAGAGAGAAGAGGAAUAUCAGAGAGUGAGGGAGAGAAUAUUUGCACACGAUUCAGUUUGCUCCCAGGAAAGCCUAUUUUUGGAUAACAGUAGGCUCCAGGAAGAUAUGCACAUAUGCAAUGAGACCUAUAAGAAAAGACAGCUCUUUCGGGCUCACCGAGACAGCUCAGGAAGAACUUCCGGGAGCCGGCAGAGCAGCUCAGAGACUGAGCUCAGGUGGCCAGACCACCAGCGAGCCUGGAGCAGCACAGAUUCUGACAGCUCCAACCGCAAUCUGAAGCCCACCAUGACCAAGACUGCAAGUUUUGGGGGCAUCACGGUGCUGACCAGGGGCGACAGCACAUCCAGUACUAGGAGUGCUGGGAAACUGUCCAAAACAGGUUCUGAGUCUUCCAGCAGUGCAGGCUCCUCAGGAUCACUGUCCCGCACCCACCCGCCUCUGCAGAGCACAGCCCUGACCUCUAGUGUGGCAGCUGGCUCUCCUGGCUGUAUGGCCUAUUCAGAGAAUGGAAUGGGGGGCCAGGUUCCUCCCAGCAGCACCAGCUACAUCCUCCUCCCACUUGAAAGCGCGACUGGCAUCCCACCUGGAAGCAUCCUUCUUAAUCCACACACAGGUCAGCCCUUUGUGAACCCGGAUGGAACUCCUGCGAUAUACAACCCUCCUGGAAGUCAGCAGACGCUGCGUGGCACUGUCAGUGGGCAGCCUCAACAACCCCCACCACAGCAAACGUCUCCUCAGCCUCAGCAGCAGGUCCAGGCAUCACAGCCCCAGAUGGCAGGGCCACUGGUCACUCAGUCUGUCCAGGGCCUGCAGCCAUCUUCCCAGUCUGUGCAAUAUCCAGCGGUCUCUUUCCCUCCCCAGCAUCUCCUGCCUGUGUCGCCAACGCAGCACUUCCCCCUGAGAGAAGAGAUGGCUGCGCAGUUCAGUCAGCUGAGCAUGAGCAGGCAGUCCUCGGGAGACACUCCUGAACCUCCCUCUGGUCCAGUCUACCCAGCCUCCCUCAUGCAAGCAGCUCAGCCACCAAGCUACGUCAUCACUUCUGCAGGCCAGCAGCUCUCCACAGGGGGUUUCUCGGACUCUGGCCCGCCCAUCUCCCAGCAGGUCCUGCAGGCCCCGCCCUCUCCCCAGGGAUUUGUACAGCAGCCUCCACCUGCGCAGAUGUCCGUAUAUUACUACCCAUCUGGUCAGUACCCUACCUCAACCACACAGCAGUACCGACCCCUGGCCUCAGUCCAGUACAGCGCUCAGCGGAGUCAGCAAAUACCACAGACCGCGCAGCAAGCAGGUUACCAGCCAGUCUUGUCUGGUCAACAGAGCUUUCAAGGCCUGAUGGGAGUACAGCAGUCAGCUCACAGCCAGGGGGUGAUGAGCAGUCAGCAAGGAGCCCCGGUGCAUGGUGUGAUGGUCUCCUACCCAACCAUGUCUUCUUAUCAGGUGCCAAUGACCCAAGGUUCUCAAGCAGUGCCCCAGCAGACAUACCAACCGCCAAUCAUGCUGCCCAGUCAGGCAGGCCAAGGGUCACUCCCAGCCACCGGAAUGCCUGUGUACUGUAACGUCACACCGCCAAGCCCUCAGAACAACCUAAGGUUGAUGGGUCCACACUGCCCCUCCAGCACGGUUCCUGUCAUGUCUGCUAGCUGCAGAACAAACUGUGGGAGCAUGAACAACGCUGGCUGGCCGGUCAAGUUCUGAGAGCGCUCGGGCUGCCCGCAGUACACUUCAUCAGAUGUUAACUCAUGGCCUUCAAAGGAAGAGGAGACUUCGACAGCUGGCUGAGGACUUCCAUAUACAUUGCUGCUGGUAUUCUGUACAAACUAAUCAAAGACUAAUACAUUAGCUGGUUAAUGGUGCAUAUUUCUGUCAUGUCUGCUAGGUAUGCCUUUCUAGCUUAGCUAGGGACAUGAAUUCAUCAAGGUAAGAUUUUCUCCUACCAUGAAUACCACUGUGUAGAUUAUAAUAUCCCUGAUUCGGAUUAGUUUUGUACUUUGUGUUCAGUUUGUGAUGCUAAAAGUAUUUAAAUAUAUAUAUAUAUAAACUAAAUCACACGGUACCAAAGCUGUAAUGGAACAAAAGGAAAGAGUUGAGGAAUGGAAGGAAUAAUUUAUAUACACUAUAGAGUUUUCUUUUUUAAAUGGAUAUAUAUGGUAUUGUAGUGUUUAACCCAAAUAAAAGCUUAUUUGACCUUACGGAGGAAGGUCAUGUUUUUACCACCA
Messenger RNA from Rattus rattus (black rat), 3869 nucleotides. It is a transcript of the gene Arpp21, whose product is annotated as cAMP regulated phosphoprotein 21. Gene Ontology annotation, molecular function: nucleic acid binding. Lineage: Eukaryota; Metazoa; Chordata; Mammalia; Rodentia; Muridae. The transcript has 19 exons. Gene Ontology annotation, cellular component: cytoplasm. The record is from RefSeq and is a predicted model, not a curated record. Bases 814 to 3348 code for a protein of 844 amino acids.